This is a messenger RNA of Hevea brasiliensis (rubber tree), 1026 nucleotides long. Its product is annotated as B3 domain-containing protein Os03g0622200-like. The coding region runs from base 1 to 1026 and encodes 341 amino acids. The transcript is spliced from 6 exons. Gene Ontology annotation, molecular function: DNA binding. Lineage: Eukaryota; Viridiplantae; Streptophyta; Magnoliopsida; Malpighiales; Euphorbiaceae. The record is from RefSeq and is a predicted model, not a curated record.
AUGUCAGACACAUUUGAGGUUCGUAUAACUGAGGAUGUAAUCAAAUUCCAAUCCAUGUUAAUCCCGUCAAGGUUUUUAAGAGAGAGAAUGGAACAAUUUCAAGCGACAUUUCAUUUGCGCACACCAUCAAAUGAAACCUGGGAAGUGCUAGUCAAAGCAGGACUAGGAGUAUCUAUAAUUGACAAGGGAUUAUCAGAAUUCAUGGAUUACCACAAAGUAGAACUGAACUACAAAUUGAUCUUCACUUUCAAUCCUCCAUAUGAAUUUAAAGUGGUCAUAAUCAAUUCUGGUGGUAGAGAGAUUUACUACCCUAAGAGGACACAAGAGCAUAACAUAGGGCUAACCAAUGUUUAUCAAAAUACAAUGCAUGCAAAUCUAAAUACAGAUGUUCAUGAGAAUGAAUUGAUACGCAAUUGCUUAAAUGAUUUAUACUACCAUGUAGAUCAUUUGGAAUCACAGAACCAUGUCAAUCCUUCUCAAUGGUCAUUUAAAUUUGUUUGCAAGAAUUACGAUUGGAAAUAUAAAGUGGUUGCGGUUGUAGUGGAUGAGACAGAUGGGAAUUUAUAUUGUACAGAUGGUGUUGAUGAACUUAUCAAAUACUACAAGUUGAAAGCAAGUUACGUAUCAUAUUUUACAUCAUCGAUACAAGAGCACAACAGUAAUCCUGAUGCAGAACCCCUUCCUACUCAGUCAAACUUUGUGUCUGUGAUGAACACCGCUGAUUGGAAAUACAAAGUGAAUAUUCCAAUUGAAUUUGCGAAGACGUUUCUUGGCUUGAAUGGGAGGUUGGUUCACAUACAAGUACCUGGUGUGCGUAAACAAUUUCAAGUUCAGUAUGUGACUCGGUUUAGUCAAGAGGGAGUCUUCAAGAAAGCAAGGUUUGAAAAAGGAUGGCGUGCAUUUGUGCAGGAAAACCAAUUGGGAAAGGAUGAUGAGGUGGAAUUCACUUUGACAGUGGCUGAUGACUAUAGGAUUGAGUUUCAAACCAAAUUACAAGGGCAAAGAGCGUGCUACAGCUUUGGAUAG